Entelurus aequoreus (snake pipefish) is the source of this 4930-nucleotide messenger RNA. RefSeq names its product storkhead-box protein 2-like. Lineage: Eukaryota; Metazoa; Chordata; Actinopteri; Syngnathiformes; Syngnathidae. Gene Ontology annotation, molecular function: RNA polymerase II transcription regulatory region sequence-specific DNA binding; DNA-binding transcription activator activity, RNA polymerase II-specific. The transcript is spliced from 4 exons. Bases 804 to 3869 code for a protein of 1021 amino acids. Gene Ontology annotation, cellular component: nucleus; cytoplasm. Gene Ontology annotation, biological process: positive regulation of transcription by RNA polymerase II. The record is from RefSeq and is a predicted model, not a curated record.
UGCACAGUACAGUACAUAUUCCGUACAAUUGACCACUAAAUGGUAACACCCGAAUACGUUUUUCCACUUGUUUAAGUCGGGGUCCACGUUAAUCAAUUCAUGGUAUGGUGUGCGUGGGCGAAUGCGCGCGUGUGUGUGUCUGUGUGUACAUAGAAUAUAAUUGAAAAAUAUCGAUUUCGAUCGGUCCAAUACUGCUACUAUCCUUGGUAUCGAUAUUAUGGCUCUCUGUAUCCGCCCGCCCCUAGUAUUACCUGGAUGAGGACCCACACCUCAACCUUGUCCUUGUCCGUCCAAGACUCAUAGCAGGCACCAAGGAGGAUUUAUUCACCCGGAGAAAAGCUUCUCACCUUCGCAUGGCAAAGGGGAAAAAGAGCACCGGCGUCCCGCAAGACUUGACGCUGCCUGGCAACGAGAGAAAGGAGGGGGUGCAUCUGUUUGAUGCUGCGUUAGCAUCCGGCUAGCUGCGCUCCUGUUGUAACGACCUGUUUUUAUACCGAUAAUCACGAAUGUCAACUCGUAGUUCAGGCGGAUUGUUUUUGACAUCCCUUUUUAGUAACUACUCCACCCACUUAAUGUUAGAAAAGUCACGUGUGAAGAGGACGGAUGGGUUUGGCGUGAGGCUGGAGGAAGAUAACGGGAGCUAGCCUGCUAGCUCGACGCUAAAGGGCUUGUGGGCAAUGCGGCUACCGUGCACGCUAGCUGUUAGCUACACCCCCCGCUAGCAAACAUGGACUUCUUCUUGCCCGCUGAGCUCGAUGCUGUAGGACACCGCUAAAUGCAAUGAGAACACUCGCUUGGCGAACAUGGAGUCGUUCCUUCAAAUCGCCCCCCACUCGCUGGCCAUAGUGCUGUCCAGGGUCGAGGCGGUGGGGGCGGCCGGGGUAUCGGAGAGCGACGAGCUGCCGAGGCACCACACUGGUUACGAGAUAUUUGCUGACUUCAAAGCUGAAAACACUCAGCACCACGUAUGGAACCAACGGAUUACCGAGGCGGUGUCUGAGACUUUCUUCCUGGGAUGGAUAGACGAGCAUGUGCUGCUCAUACAGGGCAAAGAGGACCACCUGGAGGUGUUGAGGGAGGGAUGGAUGCGGAGAUCCCUCAACCCGCCCAGAGGAUUCAGUAUCAAAUAUCUGGGUGAUGUGUCGCCUAUCAGUAUGUCCCCUAUUAGCCAAUCGCAGUUCAUCCCUCUGGGAGAAGUAUUGCUAUUGGCUAUCUCUGCUAUGAACUCAACCCAUAAGCCUGUCACCCAGGAGGCCCUAACUGAACACCUGCAGACAUGUUUUCCAGGUGUUCCCACCCCAACGGAGGAGGUCCUGCGCCACACACUAAAUAUGUUGGUUCGUGAACGCAAGAUUUACCCAACAACUGAUGGAUAUUUUGUUGUAACUCCCCAAACUUACUUCAUCACUCCAAGCUUAAUACGAACCAGUUCCAAGUGGUACCACUUAGAUGAGCGUUCGACUGAUCGGCACCAACAGCAGCAACAUCAGAAUCAGCAGACACAGUGCACCUCCCCACUCUCUGGCACCAUCACUCCAUCCACUUCUGGUGGCAUACGAGAUAGAAUACACUCAAAAUCCCACCAGAACCACAGUGGGGGUGGUGGAGUCGUGGAUUCCUUUCACAACAACACUUAUCGUGGAGACGACCCCCCCAGUCACCACACCACUCUGCAACACAGAUCCUCCAAAGACCCCAGGGAGGCAUAUUCGUCUCCGCAUUCUCCACAGUCACCUCCUCAGCUAGCAGGAGGCAACACAGAAAAGUGCCGCACCACCCUCGGGUUCCCCUUCAAGACGGACACGCUUACAAAGCAUCGUGGUGGAGGAGGGAGUGGAGGGGGGACAAGUGAGCUAGAGAAGCAAACAGGUAGUGGUACAGGGAGUCGAAAGUUUGGUUUGAAGCUGUUCCGACUCAGCUUUAAGAAAGACAAAGCCAAGCAGUUGGCCACCUUCUCUGCACAGUUCCCCCCUGAGGAGUGGCCUCUCCGUGAUGAAGAGUCACCCAGCCAGCUCCCACGUCAUAUAGAGAUGGAAAUUAUCCGCAGAAUCAACCCUGAUCUCACAGUAGAAAACCUUGCUCGGCACACAGCAGUCAUGAAGCGUCUUGAAGAAGAGCGUGCCCAAAGGAGCAAAGCAUCAUCAGCCAACCACAGUUCAAGAAGCAGAAGAAGUGGAGGCAGACAUCGGAAGCCGUCUCAGACCAAACUUAGUCGCUCACAUAGCAAGAUAAGGGUUACUCGUGGUGAGCAUAGUGAAGGUUCCCAUUUGGAACUCACUGACAAGGACUAUAGAGCCUACUCAUCAUCACUGGCUCGGUCACCAAGGGAACAUGCCUUGGCCAUGGAGCGACAGCGGACACGCCUUCAUCUGGCACACAGCAACCCCAACAUUCUCGACUCCUCCCAUCUACCUGUCACACCAGAAUGGGAUGUGUCUGGAGAGCUCGCCAAACGGCGGACAGAAAUGCCUUUCCCUGAGCCAAGCCAUGGCCCAUCAGCACACCACUCAAAAGUCCAUCGUUCACACUCUCAUACACAGGAGAGGAAGUCUCGUAAUGAACGCAGCGAUAAAGCCAAGGAACGUUCCAGAUCAAUGGAAAAUUCAAAAGGACCACUUGGAGCUGGCUUAAUUGGACCACCAAGUUACUAUGAUGAUCGUAAUCGAUACUAUACCGAUGACGGAACUUUACGAGCCAACCAGAGCUCUUGCCACUACCCUCGCGCCACUCCCCCCUUGGUUAAGACGUCUGGGGAAUCACUAGGGUUAGAUGGUGGCAGGAGUUUAGAGAAAUGUAAGAGUCGGGACAGUCUGCCAGCUUACUCUCCUAAACCACAGCACAACUCGGUCCCUCCUGAUGGCUACUUCCAGUGUUCCGGUUCUUCUGAGGCUGCACUCAUAGCCCCAAGUACACUAGGAACUCUUGGCAGAAAUAGCCAAGAUGGUUUAAAACUGGGCAGCACUGACUGGCAAACAGAAAGACAGACACCACAUCCUCCAGAAAAUAAGGAGGACUUGUCAAAGGUGGGCCCUAAAGGUGGCAGCCUGCCUCCAAUACCUCUCUCAAUGCCAGAUCCCCCUGUUUCGAAUGGACGACCUCCCCACAGUGCCUCCUGUGGUCAAGAAAAAUGUAAAGAGAUCUUUAGUAAAGACACACUUUUCAAGCCCCCUCCUGGCCUUCCUUUGCCAGGAUACAGCUCCUUGAGGAAAACCCCUGUCCUUACUUCCUCCAAUCUGUCCUCAUCCUGCGAUGCACUUGAUUCCCAGGAGGCUUAUGAUGCCCCCAAACCUCUGGUUGCAACACCUUCUGCUUCCAUACAGGGAAGCGAACCCACAACCAGUGCUGCAGAGGUCUCGUUUGACUAUUACAAUGUUUCGGAUGACGAUGAACUUGAGGAAGGAGGAACUAAAAGUAGGGGAGAGGAUGGGAAAACUGGAGGAGGAAUUGUUGGACGGGGAGGGGCUGGAGCAGGUACCAUGCAGUGGCUAUUGGAGAGAGAAAAGGAAAGGGAUCUACAGAGAAGGUUUGAAAGAACCCUCACAUUCCCUGGUGCUAAAGAGAACCUUCCAGAAACCAGUCAUAAUCAGCAGUCUGCCCACUCUGCCAGACUGGACAGUAUGGACUCAAGCUCGGUUACUGUUGACAGCGGAUUCAACUCACCAAGAACGAGGGAGAGCCUGGCGUCAAACACCUCCUCCAUAGUGGAGAGUAAUCGUCGGCAGAAUUUGGCUCUCAGUCCAGGCCACCUAGGCAUUACAAACAGCAAUGGCCCUCCUUUCUCAUUCCGCGCCAUACCUGAACCAGCUGGGAGCCAAACGGAGAAACUCCAAAAGCCCAACGCCUGCCUUGCAUCAAUCACCAGCGUCUAGUUGGGGGGUGCAUAAUGAAGGGCAAGUGGAAGUCACACUCCAAGGACUGUUAUUCCUACAGACUGUCACAUUGACUGAAUCAGUGGAGCUUGCCACAAAACCUGGAACUAUAGCUGUUAACACACACACUCAAACAAACAGAGGAACUUAGACCACUGAGACUGCUCUCUUUUCUGAUAAAUACUCAUACUAACACCAUGCCACUGGGCAGAUUGACCAUGUCAGUUCAUAGACUCUGGUUUACACACACCACCGUUGUGUUCUUUCACUUACAUAGGUUCUACUGUAUGUGUGUGUGAAUGCGUGAGUGGAUGCCAGUGUGAUUUGUCUAAGAUACGGUUGUGUAACAGUAAUUUGUAAUCUCAGGUCGUUUUUUGUUUGUUUUCAUUCCCAUUCCAGCUGCUCCAUAUCUGUGCAUCGUUUUCCAAUGGUGUGUUUGCACACUGAAUGAAGGGUCAGAGGCUAUGCUAACUACUGUUACUGACGCGACACAUUCUCACUAAUCCACUUUCUGCGCACUUUGUGGUAAAAAAUGUGAGUGGGGCAGAUGGUAAUACGUAUAACCAAUACGCGGGACAAUUUAUUUUCUGUAGAAGUGCACAGAUUAAAAGGCCAUUGUCCAGAAUCCCAAUAAAAACAUUGUAGCUUGACCAACAAUGACACUGCGAAUCAGUGAUAGAACUGAUCUUGUCCAACACUGGCCUACAUUGGGCUUUACAGUCUGUAAGAUUCCUGCCUGACCACUGUAAGGGCAAUUCCUAAGCUUUCGAAAGUUAAUACGAUGCAUCAGACCAGUGAAGGUGUGGUGAGGUUAGCUGCUCUUUCCUCUGUAAUUACAACCAAAGCCAUUGAGAAAAAUACCACCUUUUAGUUUGAUAUUUUAGAUUGUUUUUGUUGAUCUUUGUUUUGUUUUUUCAGUAUAAAAAAAUGUCUAUCGAACGGAAGUUAAGAAAAUACUUCUCAUUUCAAUUACAAAAAAGACCAAAAGUCAAACAAAAUUUAGUACAAUUGACCUGUUUACUGUAUGUAUCUAAAUAUGAGCCUUUACAUUUUUCAUCAUG